Messenger RNA from Necator americanus (New World hookworm), 321 nucleotides. RefSeq lists its product as uncharacterized. The coding region runs from base 1 to 321 and encodes 106 amino acids. Lineage: Eukaryota; Metazoa; Nematoda; Chromadorea; Rhabditida; Ancylostomatidae. The record is from RefSeq and is a predicted model, not a curated record. The transcript is spliced from 4 exons.
AUGUGUUGCCAGUUCUCGAGUGGUUUGGCGUGGAUCCAAUUCAACGACGGACUUCAACACUUGGUCAUCGAAGACUUGAGGCCGACUUCCAUGUUCUUCGUCCUCCAAGCUUUCAUUGCCGUUUUUGAAACGCUGAUCGAGAGGCGAUUCUGUGUGCCGAGACGGCUAGAAGGGAAGGAGUUGCCAGUUGUGCUGAAUGGAGGGCAAGUGUCCACCGAUGCUACAUCGAUCCUCGAAUCUAGCGAUUUUCCUCUCAGGAACCGCAUUCGUCGGGAUGAUGGUUUCAAUGCCAGUGUUGUUUACAAUUAUGAACAACAUUGA